CACAGGGCGGGAGACCCAUCACCACGAUGAGCCACCUCAAAAAGGGUGUGAUUGAGCGGUUAGGGCAUAGCUGCGGAUAGAGGGACGGCGAUGUCUGAGCAGACGGAGGUGGAGUCCAAGAGGAAACUUCGGUCGAAAGAAGAGGCCAAAACCAUUGAUUCUUCGCUGUUCAACUUUGAAGAUGACCCACAGGUGAUUGAUCCCGAUGAGCCGAUUAGUUGUGUCGGCCAUUGCUCAGGUGAAGUGUUGAAGCUGGAAGUAGAAGUCCCCUUCAAGUCUCUGGUGGUCUCGGACGGUAUCCAGGAAGCGAAGAAUACCAAGAGUGGCAGGAGGUCACUCCGUGCAUCUACGCAGGCUAAGAAGUUCACCAGUGAUCCUCUCGAUGAUACGCUAUACGAGCUAUACCAUCGUAGAAUGGAGAAAGAGGAGAAGAAGAUGCUCAACAGGGAUCGUGAGUCCUUCUGCUCGGAGGCAGAUAAGCUGAAAUGGCAGCUGGACGCGCUGCUACAGAAUGACUGGGCCAAAUCGUUACCGUCCAUAACGUUCAUUAGGGACACCAGGGACCAGGAAGAACUCCAGGAGAAACGUGAAUGGACAAUAUCAAGUAUAAGGCAACUGCUGGAGAAGUACGAGGACUGGAAGAGAAGAGAGGAUCGCGUGUUAGGGAGGGUUAGAGCGCAUCUUCUCACUCCCAAUGUUGGGAAUGGCCACGGUCAGACACAUAACAACGGGAUAGACUUCAGAUUCUAUACUGAAUCCUUGAACAAGUUUGACUACAUAGGUGACAGUGGAACAGACUCCGAAGAGGAAAAUAUGGAUGUUGAAGAGAUAAAACAAAGACGGAAGAUCAAGAACUGUGGUAAGUUUGGGCCUUCCAUAAGGAUAAACUUGGGUCAUAACAACCAGCUGAUAGCACAACCGUUCCAGAAGACAAGGAUAGAGAACUCAUGAUGCGGUGGUUCUCUUCAUUUGGAAUCCACAUUGAUCUUUCUCUUUCUUGUUGAACCUGUUGCUGGCGCAGCCAUCGAUGACGAUUCAGCUUCGUCGUGUGUAUUCGUGUUC
Molecule: messenger RNA, 1062 nt
Organism: Williopsis jadinii
Lineage: Eukaryota; Fungi; Ascomycota; Saccharomycetes; Phaffomycetales; Wickerhamomycetaceae
Gene: SAS4
Product: Sas4p
Exons: 1
Coding region: 91-951 (286 amino acids)
Cellular component (GO): SAS acetyltransferase complex
Molecular function (GO): histone acetyltransferase activity
Source: RefSeq, a predicted model, not a curated record